AUGUUCGAGAAGCCGGUUGUAACCGAAGCCACCACCAUCGCCCCGUGGAACUGCCCGCCACCAAGCGAUUGGGGACGCAAGAAAACGAGGGAGCUGGAACAAAUUCGCAAAAACCUUGAGCCGCCAAAAUACGUGAACAGGUUAAGGCUGAAGGUGAGGCUGCUCGUCCACGGAGGUAGCCCCAAUUCCAUUGCAGUUGCCCGAAAAGGACUUCGGAAGAUGAGGAGCCAGCAGCCGCUGAGGAGCCUGCUGCAGCUGGUGAAGAAGUUGAAGUAG
Molecule: messenger RNA, 276 nt
Organism: Cooperia oncophora
Lineage: Eukaryota; Metazoa; Nematoda; Chromadorea; Rhabditida; Trichostrongylidae
Source: the annotation of a GenBank genome assembly